Thalassophryne amazonica is the source of this 2555-nucleotide messenger RNA. It is a transcript of the gene pibf1, whose product is annotated as progesterone immunomodulatory binding factor 1. Gene Ontology annotation, cellular component: centriolar satellite. Gene Ontology annotation, biological process: cilium assembly. The transcript has 18 exons. The coding region runs from base 226 to 2502 and encodes 758 amino acids. NCBI's taxonomy places the organism in Eukaryota, Metazoa, Chordata, Actinopteri, Batrachoidiformes, Batrachoididae. The record is from RefSeq and is a predicted model, not a curated record.
GCAGAAGGUGGCGGUAAUUUACUGUAGACUUAAAAAAAAAAGAAAACAGAGCAAAAAUCUCACGAAGAAGAUCUAAAACUAAAAGCUGGCGGUUUCCUGGUAGCGGGACACUUGAAAAUACAAACACGGUGGUGCUUUUUUCGCAUGUCCGAGAUGUAAAGUUUGCUUUUUUUAAGUGUAUGUGAACUUGUGGUCGGUCAGUAGACGAGGUAAAGUAACAGCAAAAUGCCUCUUAAACACCGGCCGAACGCGGCUAACAUCUCGAGCUCGGUGGAGUCGGAGGACGUGAGUCUGGAAACCACCGUGCCCACCACCGAGGACGUUUCUUCAUCCGACGACCAGCGGGACGGUUCCCAAAAGGUGACCCGUCAGAUGAUCGAGAGGAAGGAGCUUCUGCACAACGUCCAGCUGUUAAAAAUCGAGCUUUCUCGGAAGAAUUUGAUCAUUGACAACAUGAAGGCUGAACAUAUGACCAAGACUGAGGAGCUGGAGGACAGACUAAACGAUGCUCUGUAUCAAAAACAAGUGCUGUCUCUAAGACUGGACAGUCAGCUUAAACUUACUCAGGAGGAGAACAGGAAGCAGGAGGCCCUGCGUAAGCAGGAGAUGGAUUCCAUCUUGCUGAAGCAGCAGCAGUUGGAGAAAACCAACCGACAGCUGCGUGAGAAGGCGGGAGAGGUGCGAAAGUCCCUCAAGGAGAUGGAAAUCUCCCAGGACAGAUACCAGGAGCUCCGUGACCUCCCCGAAGACAAACUGUCCAUACAGGAAUUUGUAGCUAUGCGUUUCUAUGAAGUGGUGACUCCUCUGCAAGCUCAGCUUGCAGAACUCCAUGUGAAGAAGAACAGUUUGACAGAAGAGCUGGAUGUGUACAGAACCCAGAUGAAGACUCUCAUGGAGAGCUAUGAUGAAGAGCGACGUCUGCGUACAGAGCUGGAGUUAAGGAGCCAGCGAUUGACCUUAGAAAUAGCCGACACGAAGCAGCACAUCCAAGAAGGGGAUUUUCGUAGAGACAACUACCCCGUCAUCAAACGUGAGCGUGAUAACUUUGAAGCAGAAUUGAAGGAGUUAAAGAGAAGAUUUGAGUCCCUGGACUUAACUCACACUGCACUUAUCAGGGAAAGAGAUGCACUCAGCACAGAGGUGGUGACAUUGCAGCAGUCUGUAACACUGCUGCAAAAAGACAAGGAGUACAUCCACAGGCAGAACUUGGAGCUCAAUGUCCGAUGUGCACAUGAAGAAGACCGCCUGGAGAGGCUGCAGGCACAAUUAGAAGACACCAAAAAGGCCAGGGAAGAGUUCUAUGAGAAAUAUGCAGCUUCCAGAGACCACUAUAAGUCAGAGUAUGAGACCAAGUUGAGAGAUGAGUUGGACAACAUCAGGCUUAAAACCAGUCAGGAGAUAGACCACCUGCAGAAAACCUCCAGAGAGAUGUAUGAAAGAGAGAACAGGUGUUUGCGUGAGGCCAGAGAUAGCGCAUUGUUGGAGAAGGACAGUGCUGUUGCUUCUGAGCGAGAUACGAAGUCAAGAUAUGACCAACUACUGCAACAGUUUCGUCAGCUCCAGCUGGCUACUGACAGCAGGGUAGCAGAACUGACCAACCAGGCUAAGCUGCACUCUUUCGAAGCCGAGCGUGCUGAGAUGGUCAAGCAAGAGACAGCCAGCAUGUUAGCACAGUGCCAGGUGGAGUGUGAGAAAUGGCAAAAGAAACUGGAGAUUCUCACCCAGGAGUUUUACAGGGUGCAAACAUCUUUGGAGAAGCAAGUGGCAGAGCUGCAAGUUAAAAACACUGAGCAGGCGUCUCGACUGGAGACGUAUGAAAAGCUGGAGCGAGAGUUGGACGAAGUCACCAUGCAGGCUGCUGAAAUUGAGAAUGAAGAGGAUGCAGAGAGGGUUCUGUUCUCAUACGGGUAUGGUGCAAAUAUUCCCACAACAGCAAAAAGAAGACUCAAACAAAGUGUUCACUUGGCCCGGAGGGUGCUACAGCUGGAGAGAGAGAACACGUCACAAAGAAGAGAGCUGGAGACUCAAAAGUCACAGACAGGGCGGAUAUCUGAGCAGUUGUUGGCAGCCAACCACCUGUUGCAGCAGACACGGCAGCCCUAUAACUACCUGAUUGACCGAGUGCAACAAAAGGAUGCACAGAUCAACACCUUAAAGCAGCACAUUGCCUCGCUGGAGGAGAAUCUCAGUGCCCUGAGGAAAGAACACGCGGCUCUGCAGCAGGUGAAAAACAGCAUGGCCGCCGAUCUGGAGCGACUCCUCUGCCAUCAAGAGGAGUUGGCAAUGAUGAAGCAGUUGCUGAUCAGCAUGCAGUCUAGACAGGGAGACGCUCUAAACCAGUUGGAAACAGAUCGAAUUGGUAUCAAGGUCUCUGCCGCUGGAAGACAACAAUCCAAACAUAUCAAUAGGACCACAGAAGAAGAGUCACCAACCAACCCCAAACCUACUGUGUUUACCAAUAAAGAAGUUCCUGAUUGGGACCAGAAGCGGAAACCAAAAUGACCACUCAUUUGCGUUACUAUUUGUGCUGUUAAUAAUUACUCAGGCCUUUAACA